AACAACUGCUACUUCCAUAAUAAAUGGACUAGAAGCAAGAAUAGUUGUUUAUGGUCUCUGGAGCAGUUGGUCAGCAUGGGUGCAAUGCAGUGUGACAUGUGGAGAUGGGAUACAGAAAAGAUCACGUGUUUGUCAAAAAUCUUCCCCAACUGAUGUUGACUGUGAUGGUUCAGAGGAGGUCACUAGAGCAUGCAACAAUGGCAGAUGUCCAGACUGUAGUAUGGUUUGUCCAGUAGGCCAACAACGAAAACAGGACUGCACAGCAUGUGAAUGUCCACUGGCAACAAGGCACAUUAAUGUGUACAAUACAAAACAUGUCCCUCUAGCUGGGGUUAGGGUAGCCUUAAAAGACCUAGAGUAUGAGACCCUUGGG
Molecule: messenger RNA, 373 nt
Organism: Owenia fusiformis
Lineage: Eukaryota; Metazoa; Annelida; Polychaeta; Sabellida; Oweniidae
Source: the annotation of a GenBank genome assembly